UCAACGCCACCAUGCCCAGCCCAAAGAACAGCCCAAAGGGCAGCCGCGAGAGGCGGGCUCCUGGCAGCAGGCUGGAGUUCUUAUCCCUGAUGAAUCAGAAGACCCAGGGGUGCCCAGAAAGCCCAUCUCGUCGCAAGGACUCAGCCGCCGGUGCCACCCCACAGGCUCUACCCGAGGAGGACUGCAUGAAGCUGAAUCCGUCUUUCAUGGGCAUUGCCCUGCGCUCCUUGCUGGCCAUCGACCUUUGGGCUUCCAAACGGCUAGGGGUGUGCGCUGGAGAGAAUUCUUCGUGGGGCAGCGCCCGCCCCCUCAUGAAGGUCAUAGAGGUCUCGGGACACGGUAUCCCCUGGCUAGCGGGCACCUUGUACGGGCUCUGCAGGAGUGGAAGCUCAGCGGGCCGUGAGGUGCUGAUCAACCUGCUUUUCGCUCUGGUGCUUGACCUUGUUUUGGUGGCGCUAGUGAAAGGACUGGUCAGAAGGCGGCGCCCCACUCACAACAAGAUGGACAUGUUCGCCACCAUCUCUGUGGACAGGUACUCCUUCCCGUCGGGCCACGCAACCAGAGCAGCCAUGGUUUGCCGGUUCGUUCUCCACCACCUGAUCCUGGCCAUCCCUCUUCGAGUCCUGGUGGUUCUGUGGGCCUUCAUUGUGGGGAUUUCCCGAGUCAUGCUGGGCAGGCACAACGUGACCGAUGUGCUGUUUGGGCUAGUCAUGGGCUACAUGCAGUACAGCGUGGUGGAAUACUUCUGGCUGUCGCCCCUCAGUGCUCCUGUGCUCUUUACAGCGUGGAGUUGACUAUUCUGAA
Messenger RNA from Euleptes europaea (tarantolino), 804 nucleotides. It is a transcript of the gene PLPP6, whose product is annotated as phospholipid phosphatase 6. NCBI's taxonomy places the organism in Eukaryota, Metazoa, Chordata, Lepidosauria, Squamata, Sphaerodactylidae. The record is from RefSeq and is a predicted model, not a curated record. Bases 12 to 794 code for a protein of 260 amino acids. Gene Ontology annotation, molecular function: sphingosine-1-phosphate phosphatase activity. The transcript has 2 exons.